AUGAUGCGUCUCGAUCUCCCACAACCUCCGAGGCAUCUGAGACACCCCGUUGCGGAUGGCUAUCGUACCCCAACUGUUGAGGAUACAGAGAAAAUCUUGUCGAAAACACUCUCGGUCAACGAUCGGGAGGGUGUAUCACUUCAGCCAACAGGCUCCCGUGUGCGGGAGGCACACUCCUCAGCUCUCGAAUCUACACAUCCUCCUGUAUGCCGGACAUACAAUGAAGCCGACAAGACCCCAUCCGGGUAUAUACCUGAACCCACUGGUGGCAAGCUCGACUGGAAAAGACGGAUACGGCACUUCACCUGGGCAUUUUUCACUCUGACGAUGGCCACAGGCGGGAUUGCCAAUGUCAUAUAUAGCAUCCCUUACAGAUUUCGGGGUUUGGACACAAUUGGCAUCAUCUUUUUCCUCGCAAAUAUCGUAUUCUAUAUUGCAAUCUGGGGUGUACUCCUUACUCGGUUUUACUUGUUUCCGUAUACUUUCAAAGUAUCUCUUUUGCAUCCCACAGAGUCAUUGUUUGUUCCUGCAUCGGUAGUUUCGUUUGGGACCAUUCUGAUUAAUGUUUCGCAAUAUGGAACGGAUAAUACAGGACCAUGGCUCACAAACGUCGUUCAUGUUUUGUUUUGGGUCGAUUCUGCCUUGGCCGUUAUUUCGUCGGCCGGAAUUUAUCUUCUCUUAUGGUCUACGCAGACGUUUACUAUAGCGCAAAUGACGCCAAUCUGGAUUUUUCCAGCCUAUCCUAUGUUGAUAAUUGGACCCCAUGCCGGACUUUUGAGUGCCAAGUUGGAGCCCUCUCGAGCAUUGCCGAUAAUUGUUGGAGGCACAACAAUCCAAGGAGUGGGAUUCCUAGUCUCGCUGAUGGUUUAUUCGGCAUUCAUAUACCGAUUGAUGUCUCAAAAACUACCGAAAGAAAAUAUUCGACCUGGAAUGUUUGUUUCUGUAGGUCCGAGUGCUUUCACAGUUGCUGGUAUUGUAAAUAUGGCUGCUCAGGCUAGCAGGUCUUUUCCGGACGAUUUCAUGGGCGAUGGGAUUUUGGCAGCGAAUGUCAUGAAGAUCAUUGUGAACUUUGCCUCCCUAUGGCUAUGGGGCCUAGCACUGUUUUUUUUCUUCAUCGCUAGCUUUGCGCACUUAUCGGCCAUAGGUCCUGGUCGAAUGGUCUUCACAAUGGCAUGGUUUUCGUUUGUUUUCCCGAAUACUGCUUUGAUAACAUCAACAUUCGCCAUUGGCAAUGCGUUUUCCUGCAAGCCAAUUUUGAUCAUCGGUUGCGCCAUGGUCAUUCCUCUCUUGCUGAUGUAUGCCUUUGUUGUUUAUAUGAUGGUCCGCGCUAUCAUCCUCCGACAUAUCCUUUGGCCGCAAAAGGGAGAAGACAAAGACGAAGGUGGGUUUGAAAUCAAAGAGAUGAAGCCAGGCGCGCUCGGUGAAGAUACUACUCCUGUGUAG
Molecule: messenger RNA, 1443 nt
Organism: Aspergillus puulaauensis
Lineage: Eukaryota; Fungi; Ascomycota; Eurotiomycetes; Eurotiales; Aspergillaceae
Product: putative C4-dicarboxylate transporter/malic acid transport protein
Exons: 4
Coding region: 1-1443 (480 amino acids)
Biological process (GO): malate transmembrane transport
Cellular component (GO): membrane
Molecular function (GO): malate transmembrane transporter activity
Source: RefSeq, a predicted model, not a curated record